Messenger RNA from Carlito syrichta (Philippine tarsier), 1119 nucleotides. RefSeq names its product chromosome unknown CXorf56 homolog (gene STEEP1). The record is from RefSeq and is a predicted model, not a curated record. Bases 83 to 751 code for a protein of 222 amino acids. The transcript has 7 exons. NCBI's taxonomy places the organism in Eukaryota, Metazoa, Chordata, Mammalia, Primates, Tarsiidae.
AAGACGCAAUGCACGCCUGUGACGUCAUUUCUACGCGACCAUCUUUCUUGGCCUUCAGUUUUUUUGGCUGUUCCUUUGCGCUAUGCCGAAAGUAGUGUCCAGGUCGGUAGUUUGCUCCGACACCCGGGACCGGGAGGAGUAUGACGACGGCGAGAAGCCCCUCCACGUGUACUACUGUCUGUGCGGCCAGAUGGUCCUGGUGCUGGAUUGUCAGUUAGAGAAAUUGCCCAUGAGGCCCCGGGACCGGUCCCGUGUCAUUGAUGCAGCCAAACAUGCCCACAAGUUUUGUAACACAGAAGAUGAGGAAACCAUGUAUCUUCGAAGGCCUGAAGGCAUUGAGCGGCAAUACAGGAAGAAGUGUGCAAAGUGUGGACUGCCACUCUUCUACCAGUCCCAGCCGAAGAAUGCUCCCGUGACCUUCAUUGUGGAUGGAGCAGUAGUCAAGUUUGGCCAGGGCUUUGGGAAAACGAACAUAUAUACUCAGAAACAAGAGCCUCCUAAGAAGGUGAUGAUGACCAAACGGACUAAAGACAUGGGCAAGUUCAGUUCUGUUACUGUGUCUACCAUUGAUGAAGAGGAGGAGGAAAUUGAGGCUAGAGAAGUUGCUGACUCAUAUGCACAGAAUGCCAAGGUUAUUGAAAAACAGCUGGAGCGCAAAGGCAUGAGCAAGAGGCGACUGCAAGAGCUGGCUGAACUGGAAGCCAAGAAAGCAAAAAUGAAGGGGACCUUGAUUGACAACCAGUUCAAAUGACCAAGACUUUUCUCUGAGCCCAAACUGGAGGCAAGCAUUUAGAUCAGAAGGAAAAGUAACUUCUUGAUUAUAUGGACUGGUUCCUAUUUAUGUCCCAGCAGAAGGUUUUACGUUGCUUUCCAUUAAUUCUCCUACAUUGAGAGAGGUCUUUAACUGAGUCCAUUUGACCUGCUUUCUAGGAGAUAGAUUUUUCUAAGUCUUUCUGUAUAUAGGCUUUCUGUACGAUUUUUUGUCCAUUUGAUGUAACUUCUUCAGCUGUGUAGAAACUUUCUGAAUAGAUCAGUGCUUGAGUGUCUCUAGUUUCUAAAGUGGCUGUUUUUAUUCCUUCUUCAAAGUUAAUAAAAUGUUUAAAGAUUUUUUGAAAAGUA